AUGAGCGCCGGUGAGUUGCAGCAAGCGCAGCCCAGAGCCUCGGCGCCGGCGGCCGCCCCAGCGCCCCCUCAGCCCCGCAGCGCCCAGGAAGCCCCCGACAUGGCGGUUUAUUGCAGCGAGAACUUCAGCGUCUACCCCCAGCCCAGCCUCCAUCCGCCCGGUGCUGCAGCAGCCGCCGCCGCGGCCGCCGCCGCCGCUGCCGCCGCCGCAGCCUCCUCGGGGCAGCGGGCGGGCGGGUACGCGCUGGGGGACUACGGGGCGCCCGCAAACGCCGGCUACCUGUGGGGCAUGAACAGCCCCGCGCCCUACCUGCAGGGCCCGCCCGGUUCCGCCGCCGCCGCCGCCAGUCCCUUCCUGCCGCCGGCCUCGUACGGCUGCUCCCGGGGCGGGCAGUUGGUGGGGUCCCCCCCGGCGCCAGGGUCGCCGUCGGCGGGCGGCGCGGAGCUGAGCUGGCUGAGCCUGGCCAGCCAGGAGGAGCUGCUGAAGCUGGUGCGGCCGCCUUACUCGUACUCGGCGCUGAUCGCCAUGGCCAUCCAGAGCGCGCCGGAGAGGAAGCUCACCCUCAGCCACAUCUACCAGUACGUGGCCGAGAACUUCCCCUUCUACAAGCGCAGCAAAGCGGGAUGGCAGAACAGCAUCCGCCACAACCUCAGCCUCAACGACUGCUUCCGCAAGGUGCCCCGCGAUGAGGAUGACCCCGGGAAAGGAAACUACUGGACUUUAGACCCCAACUGCGAGAAAAUGUUUGACAACGGGAACUUCCGCCGCAAGCGCAAGCGGCGCUCCGAGCCCAAUGCCCCUGCGACCGCAUCCGCAGCCUCCUCUCUGGGGGGCCUGAAGGCUGAGGAAGAGCGACCCAUCCCCAGCGCAGGCAAACCAUGCGGAAACAGCCCCCCCCCCGAGCUGGACCCCUCGCCUUCUGCCAGGGACCAUCCCAAAAGCUCCUCUCCCUCCAGUAUCAUUUCAUCCACCCCAAGCUGCCUCAGCACCUUCUUCAGCGGCAUGAGCUCCCUGAGCAGCGGAGGCAGCCGGCUGACAGGGGCUCUGGGCAGUGACCUCCAUCACAGGAACUUCUCUGCUGGACAGCUGAGCAGUGGCACUUUCACCCCUUCCAGCAGCUCUUCUCAAGAGGUGCCUUCACCAGACCAGCUACAGCGGGUUGCGGGACCUUCCCCUGCCUACUACAGCUCCUUCCAUCCCAGCAGCAGCAGCCAGGGAGCCCAGUACAACCACUACUACAACUUCACCGUUAACAGCCUCAUCUACACCCGGGAUGGAACGGAGGUGUAGGAUGCUGGAGCGGGCGCUGCAAAGGGAA
Molecule: messenger RNA, 1318 nt
Organism: Strigops habroptila (Kakapo)
Lineage: Eukaryota; Metazoa; Chordata; Aves; Psittaciformes; Psittacidae
Gene: FOXI3
Product: forkhead box I3
Exons: 2
Coding region: 1-1290 (429 amino acids)
Biological process (GO): anatomical structure morphogenesis; regulation of transcription by RNA polymerase II; cell differentiation
Molecular function (GO): DNA-binding transcription factor activity, RNA polymerase II-specific; RNA polymerase II cis-regulatory region sequence-specific DNA binding
Source: RefSeq, a predicted model, not a curated record